Necator americanus (New World hookworm) is the source of this 330-nucleotide messenger RNA. RefSeq lists its product as uncharacterized. NCBI's taxonomy places the organism in Eukaryota, Metazoa, Nematoda, Chromadorea, Rhabditida, Ancylostomatidae. The record is from RefSeq and is a predicted model, not a curated record. Bases 1 to 330 code for a protein of 109 amino acids. The transcript has a single exon.
AUGGCAGUCUUCGACAGUGUGGGACUGUCCCGACUGGGGCUUGUCUGCGAAGUCGGUGUCUCCGUUUGCCAAGCGAGCGAACCAGCGCUUGACAGUCCUGAUGGUAGUGGUGCUAUCGCCCAAUCUGCUGUUGAUGUUGCUGGCUGCUGCCGUUGCUCCAAUGCCGCCACGCCAUCCAUAGAAGAUGAUAACUCGAAGUUGUUCUUCGUAAUUGACAUCGUGAUCAAAGUUAAAGAAGGCCCCCUGGCUAUAUAUACUUAUUGUGUAGAAGGUGUAAGAAUGUUCUACAUUUACAACAUGCUCCAACAUGGGUUCCGCCUAAAAAUGUGA